UGGAUUAUGCUGGGUGGGAAUAAGAACUACAAAAAGUUCUGGUUGGUCCAUGUAGGUCAGGAGUGAGCUUCCAGUGCGCAGUUGCAUCCUGUCAGGUCAACACUCCCAAACCUCCCUCAUUUGGAUUUGGGCUCGGUCCACCAUGCCAAGAACAUAAAUGGCUCGGAAGGGUCGCUUCCAUCGGCUGUGCGUCUUUCAUCCGUCCGGACUCUGGUUCCGGAGGCACCUUCUUCCUAAAAAAACUUUAACAGCCGCUCUUGUCUGCGCACUAUAUCUGUUUUUCUCCCAAGUGGACCUCUCUCUACGCGGCCCCAACUGGACUACAGCCGGACGGAACCAAGUCACGCCGAGGGGUGUGAUGAAUGUUGGUUUGGUGAACCAGGACUCGGCGGUUCCGAGCCGCUCCAACGUAGUCUACAUAACACUCAAAUCCAAGCGGCUGAAGCCGGCCAACAUUCGCGGCACCGUGCGACCCAAACUUCGGAGGAAAAUGAGAAGAACUACGCUUCCGCAUUCGGACUCCAAGACUGGAUUCGAAACGGAGCCUCCCGUGAGUUCUAUUCGCAUAUACAGCCGCACUCCUCCACCGUGGCUGAGCGCAAACGACGUGGGGACCAUGCGCGCUCUCGCCGGUGCCAAAGUUUUACGCGUCGAAAAACCACAAGGAGCUCCUUGGCCACUCUUGGUCUUUGAGGCAGCGCGUCCGGAGGAGCCGAAUGCGGCGUUCGGACUCGCCCUUGGCCCGGUGGACUCGGUGGAGGUGUUCGCCUUCCAUUUGGACCGAGUGCUAGGACUCAACAGAACUUUGCCGGCAGUGAGCCGAAAGUUAGCCUUCUUACACGAUGGCCAGCCUAGUCCAGUGGUGGCAUGGGAGGCAUCGCUCCACCCGGAUGGUGUGAGCCUAACAUGGACUGAGUACCAGAGGUCCCUAAAACACAGGUGUUGGGUUCAGAAUGCAGCUCCGAAGGUUGAGUCAGCCUGCUCCGCCAUCCAUCACUACGAAUGGAGCAAACUGGCACUUUUUGAUUUUCUCUUACAGAUUCACAAGCGUCUGGAUCCCAGCUGUUGUGGGUUCAAACCCAGGCAGCAAGACCGGUGCCACGAACCCAGCCGCCAUUUUGAAUGCAGGCAGCAGGACGGCAUCCGACUGGCUAAUAUGGUGCGGAGGCAUCACGACCCGCGCCACCUUGUACUCACCGUCAAUAAGGGUUACUUUGACCGCAACGAGGACAACCUGGACUUCAGGCUGCUGGAGGGGAUCAAGGAGUUGCCUGAUGGUGCCGUGACAGUGCUGAGGAGCGGUCGACUGCGGCAGAAGCUGCUGCAGUCGCUCUUCCUGGACCAGACGUACUGGGAGAGUCGAGGCGGCCGGCCCGGCAUCGACAAGCUUAUUGACGUCGUUGAGCAGAGAGCUCAUGUUCUCCUUACAUACGCCAACGCUCAUGGCAUCCGGGCCAUUGACAUGAAUGAGUGAUGGCGUGGGCACAACGGCAACUUUGAUAAUGAUGCAAUUUUGAGCAAGAUGGCAACUUGCAUCUUAUACAAAGCCACAAAACCUGUACUGUGUUCAUAAUCAUUGACUCAUUGAUUUUGACGUUCUCCCUGACUUAUUCUUGUUGUACUGCGAGUGGUGACCAACAGUAGAGGGCCAAUCCAUAUUCAUUCAUUCAUUCAUUCAUCUUCCUAACCGCUUGAUCCUCACUAGGGUCGCGGGGGGUGGUCGGAGCCUAUCCCAGCUGUCUCCGGGCAGUAGGCGGGGGACACCCUGAAUCGGUUGCCAGCCAAUCGCACGGCACACAGAGACGAACAACCAUUCGCACUCACACUCACACCAAGGGACAAUUUAGAGUGUUCAAUCAGCCUGCCAUGCAUAUUUUUGGAAUGUGGGAGGAAACCGGAGCACCCGGAGAAAACCCACGCAGGCCCGGGGAGAACAUGCAAACUCCACACAGGGAGGCCGGAGCUGGAAUCGAACCCGGUACCUCUGCACUGUGAAGCCGACGUGCUAACCACUGGACUACUGGGCUAUACUACCGCCCUCUAUAUCCAUUAUAUAGAAAACAUAUGAUGUCUCAGUGUGUUCAGGCAGUGAAAUGCGUGUCUAAGAGAAGCGUACUCUGCUGUUGUGUGCUCUGGGAGUCCGAAUGGGCUUUGCGGUUUAUUUUCUUGUGUCUGUGACAGUCAUUCAUGCGGUUGUUAUUUUAACCUCUUUGCACCCGCAUUGGCGAAUCACCAGAGUUCCAGCUCCAGCGUGUUUGUUUUACAAAACACACCAUCUAGUUCCCAUACCAACGCCUCGAUCUAUAAUAAUUAGGCUUCUGAACGUCAAUGUGGAUGCACACUUGCUCAAAUAUGAAACAGCCCUCAGUCAAGUGGAAAUUUGUUGUCAACUUGUUAUAAUUUAUACAUAUUAUUUCAGCAUCAGAAUCAUCUUUGUUGGUCUCGUAUGUAAAACACACAAGGAAUUUGUCUGCAGCAGUAUGAGCUACCCUUAUAUUGCAAUAACAAGCAAACUACGAUAAACAAAGACAUGGCUUUCAGUAUAAGUAUAGAAAGACGUUCCCUAAUGUAACUUCAACGUUUUAAAUCGUUAAAUUAAGGACUAUUCAUCGAAGUAUUAGAAGUAGAUCUCCUUACUAUUUAUUUAAAAAAAAUCAUUCACACAGUAUUUCAAACACUCCAUUCCAUGGUUUGAUGGGGGGUUUUCUGCUCAGAUUAUUUAUCCCGAAAGCACAAAUGAUUUGUCAUGAUUUGGAGGUUGGGUCUUGUCAAACUCUCAUUGCCGCUGCAUCACUAUAGCUGAUGAUGGUCUCAGAUUGAAAGGAUUGUGUUGGCGAUCGUGGUGAACAGGGUUAAUUGAGAAUAUUUUUGUCAGCACUGAGUGGACGACCAGUCACGACCAGCCAAAGCCUUUCAUACUGAGGCUGUUAGCAAUGUGACCGAAGAGCAAGGGUGGGCACAUUUUUGUCAUCACAUUAGAAUUUUUUUUCAAGGGACAGAAGGGCCAAGUCAUUUGUAGUUGAGAUAAAAAAAAAGUGUAUGUAAACAAUGUAAAACUUUAUUUUAACAAUAAAAUAAUCCACAGGUCUCAGGGUUCAAUGUUUAAUGUGAUAUGCAAUAAUUUAUUUUA
Hippocampus zosterae (dwarf seahorse) is the source of this 3130-nucleotide messenger RNA. It is a transcript of the gene gask1b, whose product is annotated as golgi associated kinase 1B. The transcript is spliced from 4 exons. NCBI's taxonomy places the organism in Eukaryota, Metazoa, Chordata, Actinopteri, Syngnathiformes, Syngnathidae. Gene Ontology annotation, cellular component: Golgi apparatus. Bases 158 to 1474 code for a protein of 438 amino acids. The record is from RefSeq and is a predicted model, not a curated record.